Symphalangus syndactylus (siamang) is the source of this 1442-nucleotide messenger RNA. RefSeq names its product 8-oxoguanine DNA glycosylase (gene OGG1). Gene Ontology annotation, cellular component: nucleus. Gene Ontology annotation, molecular function: damaged DNA binding; 8-oxo-7,8-dihydroguanine DNA N-glycosylase activity. Gene Ontology annotation, biological process: base-excision repair, AP site formation; base-excision repair; nucleotide-excision repair. The record is from RefSeq and is a predicted model, not a curated record. NCBI's taxonomy places the organism in Eukaryota, Metazoa, Chordata, Mammalia, Primates, Hylobatidae.
AGAACCCAGAAGAACACAGCUGUGCGCGCCCAGAGGCUCUGGGGGCGGGAGAGGAUAAGUCGCAAGGAGGGGGCGGGACCUACACCUCAGGAAAGCCGGAGGAUUGGGGCACGAAGCGGGGCUUUGAUGACCCGCAAAGGGCGAGGCAUGCAGGAGGUGGAGGAAUUAAGUGAAAUAGGGAAGGUUGUUAAACAGGACCCUGUGGGCGAGGCCUUAAGGGGCGUGGUCCUUGUCUGGGCGGGGUCUUUGGGCGCCGACGAGGCCUGGUUCUGGGUGGGCGGGGCUACUAUGGGGCAGUGCCUGCUGUAAAAAUGCCGGCCCGCGCGCUUCUGCCCAGGCGCAUGGGGCAUCGUACUCUAGCCUCUGCUCCUGCCCUGUGGGCCUCCAUCCCGUGCCCUCGCUCUGAGCUGCGCCUGGACCUGGUUCUGCCUUCUGGACAGUCCUUCCGGUGGAGGGAGCAAAGUCCUGCACACUGGAGUGGUGUACUAGCGGAUCAAGUAUGGACACUGACUCAGACUGAGGAGCAGCUCCACUGCACUGUGUACCGAGGAGACAAGAGCCAGGCUAGCAGGCCCACACCAGAUGAGCUGGACGCCGUGCGCAAGUACUUCCAGCUAGAUGUCACCCUGGCUCAACUGUAUCACCACUGGGGUUCCAUGGACUCCCACUUCCAAGAGGUGGCUCAGAAAUUCCAAGGUGUGCGACUGCUGCGACAAGACCCCAUCGAAUGCCUUUUCUCUUUUAUCUGUUCCUCCAACAACAACAUCGCCCGCAUCACUGGCAUGGUGGAGCGGCUGUGCCAGGCUUUUGGACCUCGGCUCAUCCAGCUUGAUGAUGUCACCUACCAUGGCUUCCCCAGCUUGCAGGCCCUGGCUGGGCCAGAGGUGGAGGCUCAUCUCAGGAAGCUGGGCCUGGGCUAUCGUGCCCGCUAUGUGAGUGCCAGUGCCCGAGCCAUCCUGGAAGAACAGGGCGGGCUAGCCUGGCUGCAGCAGCUACGAGAGGCCUCAUAUGAGGAGGCCCACAAGGCCCUCUGCACCCUGCCUGGAGUGGGCACCAAGGUGGCCGACUGCAUCUGCCUGAUGGCCCUAGACAAGCCCCAGGCUGUGCCCGUGGAUGUCCAUAUGUGGCAGAUUGCCCAACGUGACUACAGCUGGCACCCUACCACGUCCCAGGCGAAGGGACCGAGUCCCCAGACCAACAGGGAACUGGGAAACUUUUUCCGGAGGCUGUGGGGACCUUAUGCUGGCUGGGCCCAAGCGACUCCACCCUCCUAGGUGCUGUUCAUUGCCGACCUGCGCCAAUCCCGCCGUGCUCAGGAGCCACCAGCAAAGCGCAGAAAGGGUUCCAAAGGGCCAGAAGGCUAGAUGGGACACCCUGGACAAAGGAAUUCCCCAAGCACCUUCCCCUCCAUUCCCCACUUCUCUCUCCCCAUCCCCACCCAG